Suillus plorans is the source of this 768-nucleotide messenger RNA. RefSeq lists its product as uncharacterized. Lineage: Eukaryota; Fungi; Basidiomycota; Agaricomycetes; Boletales; Suillaceae. The transcript is spliced from 5 exons. The record is from RefSeq and is a predicted model, not a curated record. The coding region runs from base 214 to 645 and encodes 143 amino acids.
AGCCUUAUGUUCCCUCCAAUUUUAUCGUGACAACUGCUUAUAAUAAGGCAUCGCCAAUCGUACUGCCGCUGGUGCGCCAGCUCCUGACUCAACCGGACUCUUUGUCUUCGUUGAAACGUUUACCGCCUGCGUGACCUUUCUAUUGACAUGUUAUCUGAGUUCAGUUGACGAGGCCCUCGCAUCAAGCACAACUUCUCUUCGCCAUGCUGCCAAAUGCUCUGGUAUUGGCUGCAAGAAGUAAUUCUGAUCGGAAUCUCUAAAGAACUUGUCGGUCGAUCAAUUAGGAUGCCCUAUACUUCAGCUGAAUUUUCACUGGCAAGGGAGUUGCAAUCUUCUUCUCGCGAGACCGCUCUCCAAGUUCUGUCUUAUGCAUGGGGAGACUAUGGUUCUCGCCAUCAGUUGCCGGAGGAUCUUGGAAUUGAGAAUUUGAUGGCUUAUAUUGAUGGUCUGCUCAAUUUGUGCGUUGCCCGUGUUCGCGAGUGGAUAUCGUCCAACGUAGCUUGCUUCCAAAGCAGACAAGCAAGCAUUGUUGAGCUCACAAGAACACUUGAAAGUGCAACAGUAGGCUUGAAGAACAACUUUUGUAAACGAUUUCGUCGGUUUUCCAGACUAAUUACUGGACGCUGUUUUGCCUUGAGAUGCUAACGGAGAGCACAGAGAGGUGCAUCAAUCCUCCCAUAAACACGUCUAAGGUCUUUAGCAUUGCUUUUAAGAACACUGUAACCUUAUUUGUGUCGGAUGGCGAGUGCUAUAUUGCGGAUCAGACUG